Messenger RNA from Seminavis robusta, 2555 nucleotides. Lineage: Eukaryota; Bacillariophyta; Bacillariophyceae; Naviculales; Naviculaceae. The record is from the annotation of a GenBank genome assembly.
AGAAAAUCCUACUGAUUUCUACACAAAUCGGGAUGCAUGACUGGUUUGUCCACGCUUGAAACCGACAUCAGCGAAGACUUUUUUUUGCGCACUGUGCCAUUUUCAGCAAAGCAACAACCCUUUCGACAUGGACGAUGAUAGGAGGAGCUCGAUCUAGUGGAAGCGUUUCGUCUGGAGGGAGCACACAUUCGUCUUGUCGAACGUUGUGCGUACCGGAAUGUAUUGUGGAUAAAAGGAGAAAGGCCGUAGUGGGGCCAUCCUAUUCGAGUUUGGAAAUCGCCGAGGAGCUUGCCUCUGUUGUUGCAAAGAAAGCCUUUGCGUUUGGAGUGCAGAUUGUUGAUGAAAUGCUGAAUGCGGAAGAUCGACAUGGGCAAGCCGGCCUCAUUCAGAAUCCUCACUUGGCAACCCAGGAUUCCACUCCACCUUCAGAGAAAAAGCAGAAAGUAAUAGGCAGGUAUGGAGAUUGUACUCAACAAAAACCGCCCGCAAUCAAGAAGCCCGAGUCUGAACAGCGUCUUUCAGCCAUACCGAUCACUGCACUCCACAAUGUGGUGAACGAUACCGUAAAAGGAGUGAAGUACAAUGCUAGUGGAGUGCCAGUACUCAUGAAUUCGGACACCGGAACCACGAAAGCUCUUGAAUUUCAGCGCAAAGGGGACGAUAUUGAUAGAAGCGAAACCAUCAAUGUCGAGCUCAUCUCCGACGCAGAGAACAGUAGCGUUGAAAUCAUACCAUGGUCGUAUGGGAUUGAUAUUAGUUGUGGAGAUCCUGCCCGAAAGAAAGCCUUUGAGUUAACCGAUCCAAACCUUUCAUUCGAAGUCGUUGGCCCGAAUUUUGAGUACAAGAUCGGGCAAAGAAUUGGGAUGGCGGUAUAUCGCAACUAUGAGUUUGAUUUCAUGUCUACAGGUGAAAACGACAUCUACGCAAAUAAUGGGUGGGAUCGAAGCCUCAGCAAGGACGACAUCCUUCAAGUGUUUGGACCGGAUCACUCAGUGUCUACAUGUAUUUACACUGGUGUGAUCACUCAGCUUUCAAGCGACGGGAAAACAUUUGGGCAUGAUAUUAAUACCUACAAAGGCUGCUCAGGAGCCAUUGUGUUUCUCCUAGACAAGAACCAGGAUGGUCUCAUUGCUGACGAUGAUGCUGGAAAAGCGAUCGCAAUUCACGUUGGAUGUGGCCCCAGAAGCACCAAGAUGAACAUUGCUUUUACCGUCAGACACCUACUAGUUGCUGAAGCAUCAGGAAGCCCCUCCCUGAAUCUUGGCAAUAAAAGACAAGCUGGAAGCUAAGUCGUUGCAAGUCCAUUGCGUAUCAUUUCGUCGAUGGUCGCAAACCCUGCCGCAAGCAAAUAUCUUCUGUUCUCUUACACGUGUACUGCCGAUAGCCGGUGAACUACCAUUGUCGAGUCACUCCUUUUCGGUCGAUCGAUCCAUCGCUCCGGAUAACAAGAGGAGAGGUAUGCAACCGAAGCGGAUAUUGGCUGCGGAGAUCGUAGCACGAGGACCGAACCCAACGAACUCGCUGCCGUAUACGUGUGAGAGAGGCAUUUAUCAAAUGCAGCAAAAGCGAGAGGACACUCAGCGGCUGUCAAGACAGAGACACGUAAGUCUCCAUGCCAUAGGAGUCUACAAGAAGCAAGAAUCUGAUAAAGGGGCGUCAUUUUGCAGUCUUGAUCAUUCGGUUGGCUUAGCUGCGCUUCAAUCAGUUCCCAUGCCCUCAGGGCCCGAGAGGUGUUGUGAUCCGUGUACAGAAAGUACCGGUAUCCAUCGUUGAAAUAGGCUACAUGAAGUACGUACUGAGCAACCGCAACCCGCUUGGCUUCCAGGGUGUUUGCGAAGCCUGCAAAAGCAAAUAGUCUAGUAGCUUGGGGCAACCUGAAUCCUGAAUCAACUGUUCAGCCAGUGGUCAAUGUACAUGCAUGUGAUGGCGUAAUGGCCAAAGAUGGAUCAUGUAAGCCAUUCCAAAAAGCUACUGCAUAGAUAGGCCUUUCUUUCAAGCUUAGCCACGUAGCUGCCACGUACAUGGCUCGAGAGGCAAACCGUACCGAUGUCAAUCAAUCGACAGUCAUGGGCACGUCGCACAUGUAGACUACUAGUAUCUUUUGCAUUUUUUUGAUUUGCUGUGUUCUGCGGGGAAGCACUAGUACCGUACAAAGUUUGCACAGGCCAGGGUGGGUAUAUAUAGUGGUCAUAGUGUAGUCAUCCAAAUGGUGGAAAGAAAUGGCUUAAGGGUCUUCUUCUGUAAUGACUUGCUUUUGGUCAGGUGAAUGGUGAAUGUUCAUUGCAUUGGGGGUGGCUCAAAUCACUUUGUUUACCAGACUAUUUCCUUUGGACCCCCAUGUGUGCAUGGCUUACCACCUUCAACCCACUCCCACCGACUUCUACCACCUUCAACUGCAUGUUUUACCGCAUGAUUUAAGGUCUUUUUACCACCUAGAAAAUACUGUGUACCUUUACCACCUUUUCUUUUGGCGAUACAGUACAACUGAACUCGGAAAACUCGGAAGUAAGAGUUGGUUUGAGCGUUUGAGCCACCCAACCGGCAAGGGAUGGACG